AUGCUUGAUUUUUUCCCUUGCCAAAACGUAGCAGUAAACUCUCGUGUCAACACAUUUGUCAUGCAGGUCUUGGUGUACCAUGACUUGUUAGGGAUGAUGCAGCAUCCACACCAUGCCAAGGUGACACCAAAGUUCUGCAAGCAAUUCGGCAACGUCGGCAGUGUCAUUAACAAGGCGCUAUCAGAUUACAAGCAAGAAGUGGAGACACGGUCUUUCCCUGGCCCCAGUCACACCCCGUAUAAAAUCACCGCAACAGAUGUUGAUGGCUUUGCCAAUGCGCUACAGAAGAUGGGUUUGGGUGAGGCUGCGGACGCUGCGGCUGCCGCUGCUGAGAACUCAGAAAAUGAUGGAAAACCGAGCGAAAACAGUUGA
Molecule: messenger RNA, 372 nt
Organism: Triticum turgidum subsp. durum (durum wheat)
Lineage: Eukaryota; Viridiplantae; Streptophyta; Magnoliopsida; Poales; Poaceae
Source: the annotation of a GenBank genome assembly